Cadophora gregata is the source of this 4557-nucleotide messenger RNA. RefSeq lists its product as uncharacterized. The transcript is spliced from 10 exons. Gene Ontology annotation, molecular function: iron ion binding; oxidoreductase activity, acting on paired donors, with incorporation or reduction of molecular oxygen; heme binding. NCBI's taxonomy places the organism in Eukaryota, Fungi, Ascomycota, Leotiomycetes, Helotiales, Ploettnerulaceae. The record is from RefSeq and is a predicted model, not a curated record. Bases 1 to 4557 code for a protein of 1518 amino acids. Gene Ontology annotation, biological process: response to oxidative stress.
AUGUAUCUCAACUUUGACCAUACACCAAGUCACAACAGCUUACCAGUGAUUAGAACUUUUGACGAAGGCAAGAAAUUCGAAAUCAUGGCAAGCUUUUGGGGGUUGUUGAGCAAUAUCGCUUUACUCGCUUGCUUAGUUCCAAUCAUUUUGUAUCUUGAGCAUGGCCACAUUGCUUUCCCGGACUUCAACAACACCCUCCAUUUUCUCUUCCACAAAGUUCCGCUUAGAAUCUACCGGGCAUCGAGGUGGAUUGUUUUCGAUAUGCUGCAAAGAACAUGGUAUGUGCCUUGGUCGCUAUCCAAACUUGCGAUGAGCUGUAGGCUUGGCAUUUGUGGCUGGCGAUUGUACCUGAGAUACCUUUUCUACGAACUUCGCUUCUUGAUUCACACCUAUGUACACCUUGUUUCCACUUUAAUUCCCUUAAUUAUCAUUGCUGGAGCAGGGAUUGCGGUGUGGUCAUGGUGGAUCAAAGAUGCUGCCUUUUACGACAUGAGUUCUGUAGCUAGCUCGCUGAGCACGAAAGUGGUUCGAUUCGUUCCUGAGCGACUGGGUAUUAUUAACCGGAAAGAUGAUCUUGAAGAAAAGUAUGAUGUCAAUGAUUCUUAUGGCGAUCCGAAGGCACUCACCACUGGGAUACUACAAGAUCUCAGGCAUGUCGGCAUCAAAGGCGGGCGAAAAAGCGUCUUCACUUUAUUGAAGCUGGCAACUCAGAAAGGGAACCCAGUAGACGACAAACUCAUGACUAUGGAAAAAUUGAUUGCCCUUACAGCCUCUCUGUCACCAAGUUCAAAGUCCAGGAAGCGAUUGACCCACACGAUUGUUCGGACUCUUUGGGACAGCCUCGAACACCCACCACGAAGCUAUCUCGGUGAGAAGUUCCAAUACAGGAUGCCAGAUGGAAGUUACAACAACAUUCUUGUUCCUCAUCUUGGACAAGCUGGAACACCUUAUGCAAGGACUUCGAGGGCAACCAAGAGACUUCACGGAGUCCGACCAGAUCCUGGGCUUUUAUUUGACUUGCUCAUGAGCCGAGACGAUAAAACGUUCAAGGAAAAUCCUGCUGGUAUCUCCUCGGUUCUAUUUUACCAUGCUACAAUCAUUGUCCAUGAUAUCUUCCGGACCAAUAGAAGAGAUACCAAUAUCUCAGACACUUCAUCUUAUCUUGAUUUGGCUCCCCUUUAUGGCUCUUCGUUAGAAGACCAGUUGAAAGUCAGGACAAUGUCAUGUGGUCUCCUGAAGCCAGACACCUUUCAUGAGAAGCGUCUCCUGGCACAACCUCCCGGUAUCAACGUGAUGCUAAUCAUGUACAAUCGCUUUCACAACUACGUGGCUGAGAUUCUGCUGAAAAUUAACGAGAAUGGUCGCUUCAGCCUACCGCAUACCAGAGCCGAGGAAGAGAAGAAGAAAGCUCUCGCGAAACAGGACAAUGACAUAUUUCAAACCGCACGACUAAUUGUUGGAGGACUCUAUAUAAACAUUUGUCUCCACGAUUAUCUUCGUGGUCUGACCAAUACGCAUCACUCCAGCAGCUCUUGGACCCUGGACCCUCGGGUCGAGAUCACCAAACAAUAUGACGGAGAAGAUCUUGAGCGGGGCUGUGGCAACCAAGUGUCCGCAGAAUUCAACCUCCUUUAUCGAUUCCACUCUAUAAUCUCGAGGCGUGACGAGAAGUGGCUCGAAUCGUUCCUAGGCUCAAUUCUGCCUGACAAAACGAAACACAUCUCCGAGCUGUCUCCGUCAGAAUUCUUUCAAGCCUUUUUGAAGUACGAAGCGAGCAUUGACCCAGACCCUAGCAAGCGAGAAUUCGACGGACUCAAACGAGGUUCGGACGGCAAGUUCAGGGACGAGGACCUCGUGAAUAUCAUGACAAGUGCCAUGGAAGAUCCAGCAGGCUUAUUCGGGUCUAGAAUGGUACCAAAAGCACUCCGAGUUGUUGAGAUCUUAGGCAUUUUGCAAGCACGGAAAUGGGGUCUCGCUUCCCUCAAUGAAUUUCGCCACUUCUUCGGAUUGAAGAAGCAUGCAACAAUGGAAGAUAUCAAUCCCGACCCAGAGAUAUCUGCACUUCUGAGGAAUUUGUAUGAUCAUCCUGAUAUGGUGGAGCUGUACCCAGGACUCUUCGUGGAAGAUGCAAAACCCAGAAUGGAUCCUGGAUGCGGUGGAUGUCCUCCAUAUACAGUCGGUCGUGCUGUUUUCUCGGACGCUGUUGUCUUAGUUCGUUCCGACAGAUUCUACACCAUUGAUUACACGGCUGCCAAUCUCACAAACUGGGGCAUGCAGGAAGUUCAACAGAAUUACAAAGUCCUAGGUGGCUCCAUGUUCUACCGACUUUUGCAGCGAGCCUUUCCGGGAUGGUAUCCCUACAACAGUUUGCACAUCAUGCAGCCAAUGUUCACUUGGAAAAUGAACAGACAAAUCGCAGAAGAGAUAGGUACCAUCAAACAGUACUCUUUGACAGGGCCAAAAAAGCCUGCUGCCCCUAUCGUUCUCACCAAACACUCCGCUAUUACCCAGGUCCUGAAAGAUCAGACUUCGUUCAGGGUACCGUGGCUUCCUGCAUUGAAUGACCUCUUUCCUGGGAAGACGGAUUAUUCAUCUUUCAUGCUCAGUGGCGAUGGACCAGAAAACUUGACACAGCGAGCUUUGUUGCAGUCGAUUAUGUAUGGACCUGAUGAGUUUACAAAGCUGGUCAUGGAGUUCGUGACGGCCACCGCAAAAAGAAGCUUGGAGCUGGAGGGAUUCAAGAUGAAUGCAGAUAAUCUAUGUCAAAUUGACAUUAUCAGAGAUAUCGCAAUCCCAGCUUGCUCUCGUCUCAUCGGCGAUCUUUUCUACCUUGAUCUUCAGGGUCCACAAAAUCCCCACGGCGCUCUUUCGGCUAAGGAAUUGUACAAACAUCUCUUAAACGUUCGCGUCUGGGGUUUCAACAACAAUGAUUCUGGUCUUGCCUUCAUAAGACGGAUCUUAGCUCAAGAAGGGGCGACUAUCCUGACGAAGACUACCAAAGCGAGUGUUAAGAGAGCAGUCACUGGCGGGUUGUGCAAAACACUAACGACAGUGCUCAAAGGAGAUCGGAAGCACAUCAAGCUGGGCUCGCUUCGCUGGUAUGGUCAGCAUAUCGUCCGUCAGCUAUCUGCUAACGGGCUCUCAUGUGAUGAGGUUGCUGAGAUCAUGUGGUUAACCGGAGUGGCAGGAGUUGGGGUUCCAGUCAGCUUAUUUGCGGAAGUCCUACAAUUCUAUCUACAACCAGCGAAUGCAGAGCUCUGGGAUAAAAUCCAAGACUUGGUAGCUUCGAAUGGUCCAACAACGGAUUCAGUACUGAAGCAAUACGUACUCGAGGCUCAAAGACUGGUCAGUACACAGCGGAACCUGAGAAUUUGUGCAGCAGAUACGACCGUAGAGGGACGAAAAUUCUCCAAGGGUGAUACCGUCAUCUGUCUUUUGGGUCCCGCGUGCAAAGAUGCCGAUGCUGUUACUGAUCCCAAGACGUUCAAGCUUGGACGUCCUGCAACUGCUUACAUUCAUUUUGGUCAUGGAGUCCAUGAGUGUUUGGGUCGAGAAAUAGCCUUGACCUAUUGCGUUGCUCUACUCAAGGUCGUUGCCUCACUCAAGAACCUGCGUCCAGCACCUGGAGAAAUGGGGAUCCUCAAGAUCGUUACCAUUGGCACAGAGCGAUGCUAUCUGGAUGAUACCUGGACAAAUUUGACAUUUGAUCCAACGACAUGGAAGCUGCACUACGAAGGGUUCGGAAAAGGGACAUGGAGGCCAAAGCCUGGAGUUCAGAGCCAAACGGAGGAACCAAAGAAAGUCGAAGCUCCGAAAUCUAAGCCGCCCAACCCAAUCCCUGUUGACCCCGACGCUGAUGGGCAAUGGCACUGGAUUCCUUCAUCAAAAAGUGGAUCAGACAGCGGAUCUCCUCGAGCCAACCCACCACCUCCGCCAACAACAGUUAUCCAACCGCAACCUGUACAACCACCUCCUACGAGUCCGCAAUUUGAUCAGGUAAAUGGCACAUAUCAACUCGUCUAUCCCCAAGCAUCAACAGCUACACCAUCAGCUUCUACGACAAUUACUGCUCAUCCACCCCCAAAAGACAUGAGCGGCAUUGAUGACAUCUACUCUUGUGAAGUUGACUGGUUCUACGUCUCAGCCUCGUAUCGGGACCCAACUGCUUCCAUGCCAGAACACAUCAGACCACCUCCAAUGCCGACAUCAUCGAGCCAGACAUCACUCAGCCAAUCAUGGCAGACGAUCCAAAUUUCCGUGCCAGGUGAUCUCGCACACAUUGAUGAUGUGUUUCAAGUCGACUGCACUUGGUACUGGGGUCCAGAGUCAAGCCGCGAAGCUGAUAUUAAAAUGCCCGAUGAGUACAAACCACCGUCGCUGCCUGUACCAGUACAGGGAUCUGGAACGACAACUGGUGGAGUUUCAAGUGAAACAUCUGUUCCUUGGGACACUUCAAUGUCGUUGAGAGAAAGAAGACAAUCAAAUAGGAGUGGGAGCUCGAGUGAAGCGUGGCAGGACACCCCGGUAAUCGGGUUGAAGAGAAAGGAUAUGAAGUGA